Molecule: messenger RNA, 3035 nt
Organism: Quercus lobata
Lineage: Eukaryota; Viridiplantae; Streptophyta; Magnoliopsida; Fagales; Fagaceae
Product: protein SUPPRESSOR OF GENE SILENCING 3-like
Exons: 6
Coding region: 844-2661 (605 amino acids)
Biological process (GO): regulatory ncRNA-mediated gene silencing; defense response to virus
Source: RefSeq, a predicted model, not a curated record
UCUAUUUUCCCUUCUUCCUUUGUUUUUCCCCUUUCUCCUCUCUGAGUUCUUCAUCUUCAAACCCAAAACCCAUCACUAAGCCACCAUGGCCAGACCCUCUAUCACUGGUCCCACCGCAAGCCACCUGACCAAGCCGUAUGCCUGUAUUCUCUCCGUCUUCUCCAUGGGUCAUGGCUCCAUUGCGGGUCGUGGGUGCAUCAAGUCCGGCGUGGAUCAUGGCAAGUUCGGCGUAGGUCGUGGGUCAUGGCUCUCUCAAGUCCGGUGUGGUCGUGGGUUGUGGGUCUCUCAAGUCCGGCGUGGGUCAUGAUGGGUUGAUUCAUGGUUCAUGGGUUUUGAUUUUAGGUGGGUUCCAAUGGGUUUUGGGUUGGAAUUUUCUGGUUUUGAUUUAUUGAUGGAUUUUGGGAUGGGUCUUGCCUUUUGGAUUCAGAUUUUGUGGGUUUCAGUUGUGUGAAUUUUGCUUUGAUUUUUUUGUGGGUUUUUGUGCAUUGGUGGUGGUGGUGGUGGUUGAAUGGCAAUGGUGACUUUGGGAUAUGUUUUGAGAUGGAGAACUCAGGGGAGACGGGGAGAGGAAAGAGACAGAAUGUUUUUUUUUUUUAAGUUCAGGGACAAAAUUGUCUUUUAGGACGAAAUUGGUAGGUUUUAAAAUAUUUUGGACUUAGUUGGAUAUUAUCACAAACCUCUGGUGGUUUGUGGAAUUUAUCCAAAAAAAAAAAAAAAAAAACAUUGGCAUAGAGUAGUGUACCCAGAGGCCAGAGCCCUGGUACGUUGCACGGUCAAGCAAUUGCCAUUCUCUACGAAUUCAUACAACGACAAGUUCCAGAGAAGGCAGGUGGAAAUCCUUUGAUGGCUGAUAAUACCGACCCAUUUCCCAAACUCUCAAGUGUAUAUAAAAACUCUCAUCCUCAGGUUAAUCAAUUGAAUCAUCAUAUAGCAAACAUCAAUCUAAAUUCAAAAGCUAGUGACUGCAAUGUUACCCCACGGGAGUCACAUAACAGAGCUGGAAGUAGUGCUGCAAGACCCUGGUUUCCUCAGAAUUCUAUGCAAACACAAAAUGCUGAUCUUAAGAAUUCCAAUGACAGAGUAAAUGCAUGGAUCCAACAGUCUAAGGGUCCUUGGCAAAAUAAUUACAUUGGCCAACAACCUGUAGUAUCUCCACCCCUACGGCAAGGAUCAUUUUGGUCCGCUGGAGUUGAUCACACUCAAUCUAGUGACUCAAAAAAUGGCCAGUUGAAUGAUGAAAUCAUCUCAAACUCCCACUGUGUUGAUGAUGAGAAGAAUGAUAGUGAUCACUUUGAGAUUGUUUGUGAUAGUGAUGAUGAUCUCUCAAAUUAUGACUCUGAUUUAGAUUCAAGUGAAGUGAGCUAUGAGACAUUCAAGAAGAGCAAGUGGUUUGUGACAUUCUUUGAGUCUAUGGAUAAACUGCCUACUGAGGAGAUUAAUUUACCCUCAAGGCAGUGGCACUGCCCAGCAUGCAAAGGGGCUCCUGGUGCCAUUGAUUGGUAUCGAGGCCUGCAGCCCUUAAUGCAUCAUGCCAGAAACAAACAGGCAAGAAGAGUAAAGCUCCACAGGAAGUUUGUCGAAAUCUUGGAUCAGGAGUUGCAAAGGAAGGGAACUUCAUUGACACUAUCUGGUGAAGCAUAUGGUAAAUGGGAAGGCCUAGAUGCAAAGGUUAAUGAUCAUGAAAUAGUAUGGCCCCCAAUGGUUGUCAUAAUGAACACAAGAUAUCAGCAGGAUGACAACAAUAAGUGGAAUGGAAUGGGAAAUCAAGAGCUUCUUGAUUACUUCAGCUUGUACUCUGCAUUGAAGGCUCGACACUCAUAUGGUCCAAAAGGGCACCGAGGCAUCAGCGUGCUAAUCUUUGAGAGCUCGGCAGCAGGGUAUUUAGAGGCUGCACGUUUGCAUAAACAUUUCAAAGAGCAAGGAAGAGAUAGGGAUGCGUGGGGUCGUUGUAAGACCCCCUUUUGUCUGGGUGGGAAGCGUCAACUUUAUGGUUACAUGGCUGUGAAAGAUGACUUGGAUAUCUUCAACCAACACGCCCAUGGUAGGUCCAACUUGAAAUUUGAGAUGAGAUCAUACCAAGAGAUGGUUGAGAGCAAGAUAAAGGAUAUAAAUGAUGAUAAACAGCAGAUUACCUGGUUUAAAGAAAGGGUUAUUAAAGAGAAGAAGCAUUCACAAACUCUGGCAGCUACUCUAUCUCAAGUCAGUGAGAAGUUGCGCAGAGCAACAGAAGAAAAUCGUAUUGUCAGAGAGCGAGUUAAAAUACAGCGUGAGGAGAACAAAGAAGAGAUGGAUGCCCAAGAACAAUUUUUUAAGGAUCAAAUCAAAGCUAUUCAACAAGCUAUAGAUGCAAAGGAAGAUAGUUUUGAGCAAUUACAGCAGCAGGAGCGAGAGAAAGUGAAGAUGACAAAUUCAUCUAAGAUAGAGGAUCUAAGAAUUAGGCAGCAGGAAAUUGCUAGAUUCAUACAGUUCCAGGACAAAGAGAUGGAACAAUUUGUAGAUGAGAGGGAUAAGCUGGAUAGAGAUCAUGAAUACAUGAAGCGAAAGCUGAGGCAGAGGUACUGGAAGGAAGAGGUUGAGCUGGAGAAGAAGUAUGAAACUAAAAUAACCCAGCUCAUGGAGAAGUAUGCCCCCUCAUCAUCAUCAGGAACAAACAGCCAAUAGCUUCCAUUCAUAAGAUGGAGUGUGGUGAACUCAGAAUCAGAAAGCAGUGGGAGUAUGUGGGUCUAUAGCUUUUCUUUUGGUUUUUGGCUCAAUUGUAGUUUUUUGGGGAAUGCUAUACCAAAAAAGAAUGAGCCUGCUAGUUCCUUACUAUUAUUUUUGCCUUGUAUUUUCCUUCUUUUAAGUAAGUUUUGAUCUCAAGGUAAGAGGGAGGGGAUGAUUCAAAGUAGUGAAGUCUGCUUCAUGAAGCGUGAUUCCCAAUUGAUUGUACUACCCUUGGGGUUAUUAUGAUUUAUUUCUGUUUUGUUGUGUGGUAAUGAAUCUAGUGAUGACAUUUUACCCAAAAAAUAAAUGUUCUAUGCUUUUUCUCAUGGUCA